Molecule: messenger RNA, 1617 nt
Organism: Ceratina calcarata
Lineage: Eukaryota; Metazoa; Arthropoda; Insecta; Hymenoptera; Apidae
Exons: 5
Coding region: 1-1617 (538 amino acids)
Source: RefSeq, a predicted model, not a curated record
AUGAUCGAGAAUACCGAACGCGGUAUGGAUAGCCGCCCGAGCGAAAACGCGAACGAUGUCAAUAAACGAAAUGAGAACUCCCCAUUUGUGUUCGUCGAAGAUCAAGACUCGUCGUUGAAUCACGAACAGACGUCGGUGAACGAAGUAACGAGUUCGAUGAUCGAAGUGAAGCUCGAAGAAAUCCGUGCGCUAUCGAAGCUCCCAGAUGGAACAGAAAGAGCUGCGAUGAAAGACAGUGGCACGGGCGAGGAAGACAGAGCGUGUAGCGGAAACGGGUCCGACGGUGAAAAUCAGAGAGCGGACAUUGAAAACCAAAUGCCUUAUUCGAGUAUGCAUGCGGCGAGCUUGGAAAUCGCUACUGGCGGGGAGCCUCAUUUGGCGAAUUCGGAGAAGAAGUUCGAGGAAGGUCCAGAGACAACUGCGACUCGUUACUUAGCGGAAAAGUUCCUGAUCUCGAUCCUUGAGGAGAGUCUUGCGUUCAGGACGAAUUCGAAGGAACUCCUCAGCGGGAGGACAAUCGACCAGGAAAAAGAAGACGAGCGGAGUCCUCCGAAGUUUUGUGAAAGGUUAACUUGCCCGAUGACGGAUAACAGUAAUGAAAUAUGUUCGGCGAAGGAGGGCGAUUAUCCCGUCGACGAGCAGUUUGGAGUGGACCCAGAAAAAGAAGCAAAUCGCACGGAAGGGGAAUCCGUAAUGCAUUCGAGCAAGGAUGCGACGCAAUCUCCAGCCGCGGAGUCAGAAGGGGUGGAAGAGGUUGGACCGGCUCCAGAAACGAGUUCGCUGAAGAAUGGUCGCGGGACUGAAUCUACGAUUUCCUUGGCCCGGCCAGCAGCUACUCGGGCUAAGGAGGAGGAGGACCUGAACGCAAUUAUACGAAGCAUGAUAAUCACAGAACUGCGUAGGCACCGGAAGAAGGAGCAGAGGGUGCUUAAACGGGCUCAUUCGGACACGGAAAGCGUACUGCCUAAGAAGAGGCACGACGAGAAUAGAAUAGGUCUAUUCAGCGUCAAAGGCCGAACGUUUUUCCGCGAUCUCUUGGAACUAGAAGAAAGUCUGCGUAAAGGGAUAGGGAACGUGUCCGAGAAAGAAUCCACCGAGACUGGAUUGCUCCAGACGAUCGUGGACCGCCAAGACGCCGAGGAGGAUGAAAAAAGUUCCAGAAACGAGGCUAACGCCGUGCUCGUCGAUCGGUCGACCAUCCUCUCGAUGACGACCGUGCACAAGGCCAACUCGAACAUUCUGCUCGAGAGAAAAGUGAACGUGCCUUGCCUGAUGGACGUUGAGGAAUCGAUUGAACCCGUGAAAACGACGGUCCACGAGUCUCGAAUGGACAAAUGUACGCAAACGGAGCACGUCUACGUGAUCCGUUCAGUGAGGAGCUGCCCUUUGCGCAAGAGACGACUUCCGGCGCAAUAUCAGAUGCACAAAAUAGCCGCGAUUCGUGACGCGGUGUACUCGAAAACGGUUUACGCUAAUCUGGAUUACUCGCGAUUUAUUUUCCGCAAAGCUUCGGACAAUCUCAUUUACGAGAAGGGCAAGGCCAGUCGCAGUCCCAGUUACGUACCGGCGCCCGAAAGAUAUCGGUGGAAGUACCUGACGCCUACCAAAGUCAAAUGA